This is a messenger RNA of Mauremys mutica (yellowpond turtle), 1707 nucleotides long. Its product is annotated as keratin, type II cytoskeletal cochleal-like. The record is from RefSeq and is a predicted model, not a curated record. Gene Ontology annotation, biological process: intermediate filament organization; keratinization. Gene Ontology annotation, cellular component: keratin filament. Gene Ontology annotation, molecular function: structural constituent of skin epidermis. The coding region runs from base 121 to 1638 and encodes 505 amino acids. NCBI's taxonomy places the organism in Eukaryota, Metazoa, Chordata, Testudines, Geoemydidae. The transcript has 9 exons.
UCUCCUAACGGAUAAAAAGGAGAGGAAGGCUCAGAGGGACGCAUUUGCUCUCUCCUGAUCUCCACUGUAGCCUGCCUGAGCUUUCUUGGGAGGGGAAGGACAGAACCCAGCCCAGUAACCAUGUCGAGAUCUGUACGUUUCAGCUCCGGCUCUGCUGUCUCCCCAGGGAGCUUUAGACAGGUUCGAGUCAGCACUGUCUCCUCGACCCGUGGCUUGGGCGGGGGUGCCGGCUUGGGAAGGGCAGGUGGCUUUGGCAGCUCCAGUCUCUAUAACCUAGGCUCUGCCAACAAGAGGAUUUCGCUGGGCGGUGGAGGAGGCAGCUCCUACAGCGUCCACUCUGGAUAUGGGCUCGGCUCUGGGUACGGCGCAGGAGCCGGUGGUGGGUUCGCACCUGCCGGCAUCCAAGAGGUGACCAUCAACCCGAGCCUCCUGGUGCCCCUCAACGUGCAGAUCGACCCCACCCUCCAGACGGUCCGUAAAGAGGAGAAGGAGCAGAUCAAGACCCUCAACAACAAGUUCGCCUCCUUCAUCGACAAGGUCCGCUUCCUGGAGCAGCAAAACAAAGUGCUGGAGACCAAAUGGAGCCUCCUGCAGGACCAGAAGACCACCCGCAGCAACAUCGCUCCCAUGUUCGAGGCCUACAUCAACAACCUGCGGAAGCAGCUAGACGGGUGGCUGAAUGACAGAGGCCGCCUGGAGGGCGAGCUGAAGAACAUGCAGGAUCUUGUGGAGGAUUUCAGGAACAAGUACGAAGAUGAAAUCAACAAGCGCACGGCAGCAGAGAAUGAGUUUGUCAUUCUGAAAAAGGAUGUCGAUGCUUCCUACAUGAACAAGGUGGAACUGGAGGCCAAGGUAGAUGCCUUGACUGAUGAGAUCAACUUCCUGAGGGCUCUCCACGAAGCAGAACUUCGUGAGCUGCAGGCACAGGUCUCUGACACCUCUGUGGUCCUCACCAUGGACAACAACCGAAACCUGGACAUGGACAGCAUCAUCGCUGAGGUCAAAGCGCAGUACGAGGAAAUGGCUAAGAAGAGCCGAAUGGAAGCUGAGUCCUGGUACCAAACCAAGUUCGAGACGCUGCAGGCCACCGCGGGGAAACACGGGGAUGAACUGCGCAACACCAAGACCGAGAUCACGGAGAUUAACCGCAUGAUCCAUAGACUGCAGGCUGAAAUUGACAGCGUGAAAAGCCAGCGCGCCAAGCUGGAGGCAGCCAUUGCUGAGGCUGAGGAACGUGGCGAGAGGGCCAUCAAAGACGCCAUGGCAAAACAGGAGGAGCUGGAGGCUGCCCUGAAUAAAGCCAAGCAGGACAUGGCCCGCCAGCUGCGGGAGUACCAGGAGCUGAUGAACGUCAAGCUGGCCCUGGAUAUCGAGAUCGCCACCUACAGGAAGCUACUGGAGGGAGAAGAGAGCAGGUUGUCUGGGGACCACGCUGGGAACGUCAGCGUCUCUGUGGUCAAUUCUAGCGCUGGAGGCGGAUACAGCAGCGCGGGUGGGUAUGGCUUCGGAGGAGGAAUCGGCCUGGGAAGCGGAAUGGGCAGCGGGGGACUCUCCUUCUCCUCCGGCGGGAACCCUGGUGGUAUGAAAGCCUACUCUCUGAGAACAACCUCUUCCACCAGAAGAAGUGACAGGAACUAAGCUCCGAAAACCAAGCCCAUCACUGCCGGAAUUUGAGUAAAAAAUAAAUAAAUGGCAUAGAAAGAAAAA